Messenger RNA from Cloeon dipterum, 896 nucleotides. RefSeq names its product nuclear factor Y-box B (gene Nf-YB). NCBI's taxonomy places the organism in Eukaryota, Metazoa, Arthropoda, Insecta, Ephemeroptera, Baetidae. Gene Ontology annotation, cellular component: nucleus; CCAAT-binding factor complex. The record is from RefSeq and is a predicted model, not a curated record. Gene Ontology annotation, biological process: regulation of transcription by RNA polymerase II. The coding region runs from base 181 to 798 and encodes 205 amino acids. Gene Ontology annotation, molecular function: protein heterodimerization activity; RNA polymerase II cis-regulatory region sequence-specific DNA binding; DNA-binding transcription activator activity, RNA polymerase II-specific. The transcript has 5 exons.
CCAAUACCGAACGACGCCGCAUACCAAGUUUUGUAAACAUUGGAGGCGACUGGACUGGACAACUUAUUGAUAGCCUUGCCCUCUGCGAAUUCGGAUUGCGGUGACCGCUUGCUGCAAUCAAAGCACCGCCAAAAAAGAGAUUGACCAAAGCCAGUAAAACGAGUAAAACAAACUCAAGAAAUGGACAACAGUGAAAGUGGAGACGAUGUGGCUGCGUUCAUGCAGACUGCGGAGGGCACGUACAUUACUGCUGAUGAUGAUGGCGAACACGUUCUUGCUGAGAACUCGGACGAUUCGGGCCAAGAUGAUACAGAUGACAUGAACAAAGGACCUGGACAGCCUCUCCGUGAGCAAGACAGAUUUCUGCCAAUCGCCAAUGUAGCAAAGAUCAUGAAGAAAGCGAUCCCUGAAUCUGGAAAGAUCGCAAAGGAUGCAAGAGAAUGUGUUCAGGAAUGCGUGUCCGAAUUUAUCAGCUUCAUCACUAGUGAGGCCAGUGAUCGUUGUCACAUGGAGAAAAGAAAAACCAUCAAUGGUGAAGACAUUCUCUUUGCAAUGACAAACCUUGGCUUUGACAACUAUGUUGAGCCGCUCAAAUUGUACCUGCAGAAAUACAGAGAGACUACAAAAGGCAAUGACAAAAGCAUUCCUGGCGCAGAAACCGCCCCCAUGUAUGAAGAGGUUACUGCCAGCGUCGAUGAAGGAUUUGCUGCUCACAUCACCGGCUUGGCAGGCGAAGGACCAAGCACAGGCGAAAGCAGCGUUAUAUACGCCUACACCGACCAACUGCAGUUCAACUGACUGAAGAAGCGCCAGCGAGAAUGCAACCUUGUUUUAUUUGGUAAAAAGAAAUUUGUAUUUAUUUGUACUCGUAUUAAUGAUUUAUUUUAUCAAAGAAA